CGUCGUCACUCUCGUUCUAGUCACUUCGUAGUUGUCAGUGUUGUCCGUGUUGUCGAGAAGGAACCUGAAGAAAGCGUAAACUCACGAAAGUUCUUUGUGAAAAUAUUCGGUGCUUGCGAAUAUUAUUCUCAUUUUUAGGACAAAAUGGGACAAAACCAAUCAGCCGGAGGUGGCGGUGAUAAGAAGGAUGAUAAAGACAAAAAGAAGAAGUACGAGCCUCCGAUUCCGACGCGCGUUGGAAAGAAAAAGCGUAAGAACAAGGGUCCAGACGCUGCAAUGAAAUUACCGUUGGUCACUCCGCACACCCGAUGUCGGCUAAAGUUGUUGAAGCUGGAACGGAUCAAGGAUUAUCUUUUGAUGGAGGAAGAGUUCAUUCGGAACCAGGAACGCCUGAAACCCCAGGAUGAGAAGAAUGAAGAGGAACGUUCCAAGGUUGACGAUCUACGUGGAACGCCUAUGUCGGUGGGUAAUUUGGAGGAGAUUAUCGACGACAAUCACGCAAUUGUGUCCACUUCUGUUGGAAGUGAGCACUACGUAAGCAUUCUGUCGUUUGUUGAUAAGGAUCAGUUGGAGCCAGGAUGUUCGGUUUUAUUGAACCAUAAGGUCCAUGCCGUGGUUGGAGUACUGGGAGAUGAUACCGAUCCGAUGGUCACCGUCAUGAAGUUGGAGAAAGCACCCCAAGAGACGUAUGCCGAUAUCGGUGGUUUAGAUACUCAGAUUCAAGAAAUUAAAGAAUCUGUUGAGUUGCCUUUAACGCAUCCGGAAUACUAUGAGGAGAUGGGUAUAAAACCUCCAAAAGGAGUCAUUCUAUAUGGUCCUCCCGGAACCGGCAAAACGUUACUUGCUAAGGCCGUGGCCAAUCAAACAUCCGCCACAUUUUUGCGAGUGGUAGGAUCGGAACUGAUCCAGAAGUAUUUAGGAGACGGACCUAAAUUGGUACGAGAGCUUUUCCGUGUCGCCGAGGAACAUGCUCCAUCAAUUGUCUUCAUUGACGAAAUAGAUGCGGUUGGUACCAAGCGUUAUGAUUCCAAUUCCGGAGGAGAACGCGAAAUUCAGAGAACUAUGUUAGAACUGUUGAACCAAUUGGAUGGUUUCGAUUCCCGUGGCGACGUGAAAGUAAUUAUGGCAACUAAUCGUAUUGAAACACUCGAUCCAGCGUUGAUUCGUCCCGGUCGUAUUGAUCGCAAAAUUGAAUUCCCUCUACCGGAUGAAAAAACAAAGCGUCGUAUUUUCAAUAUCCAUACUGCGCGUAUGACGUUGGCCGAUGAUGUCAACCUGUCCGAGUUGAUCAUGGCGAAGGAUGACCUUUCCGGGGCUGACAUCAAAGCAAUUUGCACUGAAGCGGGUUUGAUGGCCCUGCGUGAACGCCGUAUGAAGGUCACAAACGAGGACUUUAAAAAGUCGAAGGAAAGCGUCCUUUAUCGCAAGAAAGAAGGAACUCCGGAAGGUUUGUAUCUCUAGAUUGAAUAUUUUGUAUGCAUUAGCCGUAUAAUGUUCGAGUUUGCUCUUGUGUAAUCGGAUAAAUUAAAUAAACACAAUAUGAAUAAAAAUGA
Molecule: messenger RNA, 1553 nt
Organism: Armigeres subalbatus
Lineage: Eukaryota; Metazoa; Arthropoda; Insecta; Diptera; Culicidae
Gene: Rpt2
Product: 26S proteasome regulatory subunit 4
Exons: 2
Coding region: 145-1461 (438 amino acids)
Biological process (GO): proteasome-mediated ubiquitin-dependent protein catabolic process
Cellular component (GO): proteasome regulatory particle, base subcomplex
Molecular function (GO): proteasome-activating activity; ATP hydrolysis activity; ATP binding
Source: RefSeq, a predicted model, not a curated record